GAUAAUGAAGACAAAGUUGAUAAUAACAGACGAAAAAAAAGCAGUUUAAUUUUAGAUUAAGAAUCGGUAGGAGCAUUUUUAAGACAAAUUCUUAAAAAAAAAAUUUACAAAAUGCGAAGUGAACUUAUAUUUUCGUUAUUUGCCAUAAUAAUAAUCGAAGCAAAAAUAACUAUAAACGUAACGGCGGGAAAAAAUGCAUCAGACGUUGAAAUAAAUUAUUCUGGCUAUGAUUUAGAUAUUAUCGGCGAUAAAGAAAUUGAACUCUUCAAUAUCAACAAGAUCAAUUUAAAAAAAGCCGUAAAGAACAAAUACAACAUGCUGCCACGUGAUGUCUUCUUAAAAAGUCCAACCCCAUGGGGUGAUUUAUACAAAACGUAUAAUUGGGAACAAGUAUCGAGAUUAUUAAAAGUAAAAUCUGCAAGAUUAAAAGAAAGCACCGUAAAAUCAAUGGUGGUUCUAUCUCAAGACUUCGAAAACAAAUCGAAUGUCACGAUAAAAGCAAACGCGGGGAUAAGUCAAACUGUUGAAAAUACAAUUUCAACGACUUGGUCCAGAAAUAAGGAGACAACAGUCUCCCAAGACAUAGAAUAUGAUCUGAAUGUAAUCUUAGCUAAAAUAUCCGGAACUACGAGUUUCUCGUACAGUUCCAGCGUCGGUAAGAGCGAAGAAAAGUCAGAAACGGUGACAAUUGGUACAACGACAAAUGUAGAAACAGAAUUACAACCAGGACAAGCAGUAACAGCAGUUCUGUCAGCGAAUCGAUAUAAUUUGGAAAUUGAAGUUUUAUAUGAGGUAACACUUAGGGGUAAUGUUGCGGUGAAUUUUAGAAAGGCGUACAACGGUCACCACUUUUAUGGGCCGUCAAUUAAAAGUAUCUUAAUGAGCGGUGGAUUAAACACUGAAGUAACAGUUACGGAAAUUAUUAAAUUGGGCCUUUACACUGAUGGUUCGCUGAAAGUGUACGAUAAAGUUACAGGGUUGCCAGUAUAA
Nymphalis io (European peacock) is the source of this 990-nucleotide messenger RNA. RefSeq names its product spherulin-2A-like. The record is from RefSeq and is a predicted model, not a curated record. Bases 112 to 990 code for a protein of 292 amino acids. Lineage: Eukaryota; Metazoa; Arthropoda; Insecta; Lepidoptera; Nymphalidae. The transcript has a single exon.